This is a messenger RNA of Malurus melanocephalus (red-backed fairy wren), 3709 nucleotides long. It is a transcript of the gene FIBIN, whose product is annotated as fin bud initiation factor homolog. Lineage: Eukaryota; Metazoa; Chordata; Aves; Passeriformes; Maluridae. The transcript has a single exon. The coding region runs from base 190 to 819 and encodes 209 amino acids. The record is from RefSeq and is a predicted model, not a curated record.
GCCCGGCGCAGCGCGGGGGCCGCUUCCCCCUCAGCGUUGCUGCCCGCCCUUAAGAGCGGCGCGGCUCAGCCCCGGCCCCACACCGCCACACAGCUCUGCGGCGGCGCUGCGCUCCUCGGCGUUUGUUCGGGACGGCGGCGGGGACACCCAUGGGGCACGGGCGGCCCUAGGCUGCCCGCCGGCCGCAGCAUGCCGCUCCCUGUGCGCCCGCUGUGGCUCCUGUGCCUCUGCAGCCUGUGCCGCGGGUACUUCGAGGGGCCGCUCUACCCCGAGAUGUCCAACGGGAGCCUGCACCACUACUUUGUCCCCGACGGGGACUACGAGGAGAACGACGACCCGGAACGGUGCCAGCUGCUGUUCCGGGUGAGCGAGCAGCGGCGCUGCGGCGCGGCGGCACCGGCGGCGGGCUCCGGGCUCAGCCUGCGGGAGGAGCUCACCGUGCUGGGSCGGCAGGUGGAGGACGCGGGCCGGGUGCUGGAAGGCAUCGGCAGGAGCAUCUCCUACGACCUGGACGGCGAGGAGAGYUACGGAGCCUACCUGCGCCGCGAGUCCGCCCAGAUCAGCGACGCCUACUCCAGCUCGGACCGCUCGCUGAGCGAGCUGGAGGGCAAAUUCCGGCAGGGGCAGGAGCAGGGCGGACGGGAGGAGUCCCGCCUGGGAGACAGCUUCUUGGGGCUGCUGCUGCACGCCCGCGCCCUGCUCCGAGAGACCCGCCACGUCUCCAGCGGGCUGCGCGACAAGUACGACCUGCUGGCGCUGACGGUGCGCAGCCACGGAGCCCGCCUCAGCCGCCUCAAGAAUGAUUAUCUCCGCUCCUGAGAGCCACCCCAGCCCUGCCGCCAGUCCCCUGUGUCUGCCUGGAAGAGCACCUCCUUGGACAAACCCUAAGAAUCAGGGCUUUUCGACCUCGCGUCAAGUCCGACCUUUGAAUGUCACCUGAACCUGCCUUGAGAAGUGCCGCAUUUACUCAUCUUUGAACGCUUCCAGGGRUAGUGACUCGACCAAAAUGCAUUCUCCUUCGUGGAAAGACCUUAUUUAUUUUGUUUUUGCUUUCUAAAUACAUAGCACAAUUCUAUAAAACCGGGAGUUUCGAGGUAUGUCUAAGUUAAURUCCCGUAUUCCGAAAUCUGCCGUCUGUUACUUCAUUCAUCUUUGGUUGCAAAGUGAAGGAAGCGUUGUCAUCUCGGAUUCCCUGUUGUUCGUUUGUAUAUCACCUGUUCUGCCAUAAGUGUAGUUGAAGUGAGGUGCUGGCCAGCUCCUUCCAGACUCCCGUGUAGCAAAUGCUUAAAUUGCUUUUGUUGUUAGCCCAGGGUGAAACCUCUGGCCCUCUGUUUGCUUUCUUUGUAAUGGUAUGUAUCCUAUGCAAGUUAAACGUUCCACUACAUAAAACUGUGAUUUUUCAUUUGCGUUUGGAAAGAUGGGAACCAUUCUGGCAGGAUUUGUACUUCCAGGCUUGCUUAUCUGUGACUCUAAGCUGUCAUAACCCUAAGAACCAGCCAAAAAAAAAAGCUUAUGUCAGAUCCUGAGAAUGCCAAGAUUAUUUUUUAAUAGCAAAAAGAAUGAGCCCUAGUGGUGAAUUACAGUUUUGGAUCSCAGGUUUGAGAGCCAGGAGCACGUUUCUAAAGCAGACGAAAAGGUUUUGUCUGUGCCAGCACAGUGACUUUUCUUGUUGGCGACUUUGUACUUUUGCUAGCUAAGCURUUAAUAAAACUAUUUGUGGUCCUAGACAAUAGCAAAAGUGCCCAGUGGGAAGGAGGGUGGGGGUUAUUUGGGUUUCUAGACUCAUUUAACUGAUAAUUUGGAGUAAUGUGGCUAUUAGGGUACAGAUACUGCAGGCAGAUUAGAUGUUUGGAUGAAARAAGUUCAUGGGUUGUUGUAAUAAAUAUUUGAAAACAAUGUUAUAAGUACAUUUGUCUUAUUAGUUUCCGAGAUGCUCUUAAUUUUAAAACAUUCAGUUGAAAUGUGCCUUUUCAGCAAAAGAAUUGCAAGUUUGUAGCCCCURCCAAGUGAAAUAACUUGCUUUUUAGGUAAAACAAAUAAAAAUUUACACACGACGUAUGCAAGUUUCUUUAAAGGAACAACACAGAAGGGCUUGUUGGGCAGACUUUUGAAUUUGUAAGCCUUUUGAAGCACUUAGGAGCCCCAUGGCACUGGAAGAGAAGCUGACGCACUUUGGAGGUGUGUUCUUGUUAAUCCUGCUGUCAUUCAGUUACACUUCACCACUUCAUCUGCAAACCAUCCAGUGGUUUAUUCACUGCAGGGAAUUAUUCAGCUGCACAGUGGCUCAACAAAAGUCAGCAGGGACCAGAGCACUGAAGGCACCGGCAAAGUCUCACAAGGGUAGGUUCUUACAGAACCAGGCUCAUUUCGCUGAAGGCAGUGAGAUGGAGCCUGCUAGCAAGAUACUUUAGAUGCCACUUUGCAUUUUUGAGUCCUCAGUAUCUAAAGAUUUGCUAAAAAAAAUAAAGGAAAUGUUUUAUUGGUUGACUCUUUAUUGGUUGACUUUUUAUUGGAACCACGCUGUUAUUUUCCUGUUGUCAAAUUAGAAAGGAUGACAAGUUCUAGGUCUUAAAAAUGGGUUUAUUUGUGAUACUUUCCUUGCCACUAAGGGUGGAUGGCACAACACAAGAGUGAGCUGAGUUGACUGCUCACUAUCUCAGCAAACCAUAUGGCAUUUCUGAGCUGGACCAGCCUUCAGAAGUGCCUGAGAUCAGUCUCCCCCAAAGAUGUCAUGCAGUUCCAUUUGUGCCCAGAGGCUUCUUGAAGCAAGUUUUUAGUCUCUGUUUACCUACUUUGAGUCAUUGGCUGUCACAUGAAUUAUAAACAUCAGUAAAUAAACUAAAAUGGCAUGACCGUGCUAUUUUUUUGGGGUAUAUAACAGCAGUAUUCAAAUCCUGAUGGAAAAAUGGUGGUUGUAGUAUAAAACACAGCUUCUUGAAUAUGCUUUAGGCAGCUUGACUAUUGUAGUUGCAGUAGCAAACUUCUGAUCGAGCUGAAACUAUUCCAAUGUAUGCAACAUACCAAAAGAGUAAAUGUUUGCAGAAUGCUUACUUUCCAAAGCAGAAGAUAUGUGAGUAUUUACAGUAUAACUUGUUCCACUCCAUGCCCUGUAAAUUGUUUUUAAUGGAGCAAGACUAUGGUGCUUUAUAAUCCACACUCAUGUUUCGGAUAAAAAAAUAUUAAUUUCUGACACUUUUUUAUGUUGCAGUAAAAUAGAAACAUUUUUAUUUUUUAAUUAUGGCAGAUUUCUAAUUUUGUUUCAGUAGCAUUGAUUUUUAAAGGCUUCAAAUGUUUCUUUAAAAAGAAAAUGAAGGCAUCUUGAGUCUGGUCUAUGUGUUAGUUCACACAUUUAAGAAAAAUGGUCAAUCUUAUGUGGAUUUAAUGAAGCCAAUACAAAAAUCUUUCAGGACAUUUAAAUCUACUAGAAUUUGAUUUACAUAGUUYUGGCUGGUCUGAGCAAAUGUGUAUGUUAAACAUAUAAUUGUUGAGUCAAUGCUGAUGACAUGAAAUGGUUUUUAUAAAGCUGCCUGCAAGAACUGCGUGCUUAGUGAUAUUCAGAAUUUCAAAGUUUUAAAUUCAAUUUUUUCCUUUAAAAACCAUUAAAACUAUAUUGCAAUACUUUUUGCAAUCUUAUAAAUGUCCUGCUUUUGCUUUUUUAUCUAAUAAAACUUAUUUAUUUGGAAGGYACGAAGAUCCCUUGMGUUUAUAC